Medioppia subpectinata is the source of this 1191-nucleotide messenger RNA. Lineage: Eukaryota; Metazoa; Arthropoda; Arachnida; Sarcoptiformes; Oppiidae. The record is from the annotation of a GenBank genome assembly.
AUCUCAUGGCAUAACAGAGACCCUAUACUGAGUGUGGACUUCCAGAACCGCCCGUUGGCCACAACCACAACAACGGCCACCACUUCUGCCGCCGAUUGUCAGUGCGUUUACUAUCGUAUGGCCACCAGUGGUAACGAUUCACACGUAAUCAUAUGGAAAGUUAAUAUCAACGAUACGGCGCCCGUCGUCGUCGACCCGAAGACUAAUAAACGGUCGCCUAAUGUGUCGAUUGAGUGUUUGGCCGAUUUGACGAGACAUCAGAGGCCCGUAAAUGUGGUCCGAUUCUCGCCGAACCCCAACGACAACCUGUUGGCCGCCGGAGACGACGACUGUUUCAUCUAUAUNAACGAUACGGCGCCCGUCGUCGUCGACCCGAAGACUAAUAAACGGUCGCCUAAUGUGUCGAUUGAGUGUUUGGCCGAUUUGACGAGACAUCAGAGGCCCGUAAAUGUGGUCCGAUUCUCGCCGAACCCCAACGACAACCUGUUGGCCGCCGGAGACGACGACUGUUUCAUCUAUAUAUGGAAACUGAUGGACGACUCGUCCGUCAAUAACACAGAGAAUGAGCUAAAAUCAGACGUGAAUUUAAUUGUUCCGAAGAAAAGCCAAGAGUUUUGUGUCAAACAUAAGGACAACAGUCAAGAAGACGACGAGAUUAUGAUUCUGGAGGAACAGUCGGCAGCCAUUAAGGCUCGACCGGCCGCUGAAAAUGCGGCCAAUAAUAUGGAAAAUACGGCAUUCGGUGACGAAGAGAUGAUAGCGACUGAGGUCUGGAAACCACUCAAAAUACUUCGCGGCCAUCUUCAGGACGUUUCGGACGUUUGCUGGUCUCCCGAUGGCCAACAACUAGUGUCCGCCUCAGUAGACAAUACGGCAAUCGUAUGGGACGUACAUAAGGGCCAGAAGUUGCACAAAAUUGUUGAACACAAGGGCUUCGUUCAGGGCGUGGCGUGGGAUCCGAUCGGCAAAUAUUUGGCCACUUUAUCGGCGGACAGAAAUAUGCGAGUAAUCGACGCCAAAAGCGGUCGCACUGUCUAUAGAGUACACCGAAUGCGUACCGAAGAGUCCAAUAAGACUUCGCGGCUCUUCUACGACGACACCCUUCGGUCGUUUUGCCGUCGGUUGACGUUUACACCGGGCGGUGAGUUCCUGAUCGCACCGUCGGGUAUAUUGGAGUUGACCGACGAGAAC